ACCAGAAUCGCCUUCGGUCUGGUCGCCAAGAUGGCGUCUUCCGCCUCUGCUCGGACCCCGGCGGGGAAGCGAGUGGUGAAUCAGGAAGAACUGCGGCGGUUGAUGAAGGAGAAGCAGCGUCUGAGCGCAAACCGGAAACGGAUUGAAUCUCCAUUCGCAAAGUACAACCGUUUGGGGCAACUGAGUUGUGCCCUGUGUAACACUCCGGUUAAGAACGAGCUCCUGUGGCAGACUCACGUCCUGGGAAAGCAGCACCGAGAGAAAGUGGCCGAGCUGAAAGGCUCGAAGGAAGCUACUCAGGGUCCUUCUGCCAGCUCAGCGCCUCCGUUCGCCAAGAGGAAGGCUCCGGACACAGACGCCCAAGAUGCCAAGAGAGCGAAGACCUCCUCGGUUCCUCAGGUACAACCCUCCACAUCCGCUUUGCCCACCAACUUUGACAAAACAGGAAAGGAGUCCACUAGAGCGACCUCCAGUAAGCCUUCAGGACUCGGUUUACUCCCCGAUUAUGAAGAUGAGGACGAGGACGAGGAGGAGGAAGAGGAGGGAGGAGAAAGAAAAAGGGGGGACGCCAGCAAGCAGCCGCCCGAUUCACAGGGCAAGGACCAUUCACUUUCUUCCUCGCGGGAGGUAACAAAUAGUGUGCUGCCAAACGAUUUUUUUAACACAAAUCCUCCCAAAGCCCCCUUAAUUCCUCAUUCAGGGUCAAUUGAGAAAGCAGAAAUACAUGAAAAAGUGGUGGAAAGGAGAGAAAACACCGCGGAAGCAUUGCCGGAAGGAUUUUUUGACGACCCUGAGGUAGAUGCAAAGGUACGAAAGGUUGAUGCUCCAAAGGAUCAGAUGGACAAAGAGUGGGACGAAUUUCAAAAAGCCAUGAGGCAGGUCAACACUAUUUCCGAAGCCAUAGUUGCUGAAGAGGAUGAGGAGGGACGGUUGGACCGCCAGAUUGGGGAAAUCGAUGAGCAGAUAGAGUGUUACCGUCGGGUGGAAAAACUGCGGAAUCGCCAGGAUGAAAUAAAAAAUAAGCUUAAACAGAUUCUGACCAUAAAAGAACUGCAGAAAAAGGAGGAGGAGAAUGCUGACAGCGAUGAUGAGGGAGAACUACAGGAUUUGUUGUCUCAGGAUUGGAGGGUGAAAGGGGCUUUGUUAUAAGGUUUUUAAAGACCCAAGAUUUUGAUUUUUUUUUUUUUAACAGUUUCUGCAUUGUAUAAAAAGUGCUGUCUCAGUAUAUCGGUUAUUUCAUGCCUAGUGAUUUGGGUAUCUAACUGGGUCGUUAAGAUAAAAUGAACCAGUUGAGCUACAGCACUUUGGAAAAUCAGUGUAAAAUAUUUUUGAGAUAAGGCUGUUUUUGAAAUUUUUGAAGUGUUACAUAGCAAAAUGCCAACUUUUCCACACAUUUAACAUGUUUGUAUAAUUUUGAGUUAUAAAUACAUAGUGAAAUAUAUAUUUACUUAAGUAAUUAUUUUGAAAGUUUUUAAUUAAUAGAAGUUAGACCAACAGGCAUUUAGAUUAAUACUCUGUGCUAUUUGG
Molecule: messenger RNA, 1527 nt
Organism: Propithecus coquereli (Coquerel's sifaka)
Lineage: Eukaryota; Metazoa; Chordata; Mammalia; Primates; Indriidae
Gene: ZNF830
Product: zinc finger protein 830
Exons: 1
Coding region: 31-1149 (372 amino acids)
Biological process (GO): mitotic DNA replication checkpoint signaling; nuclear DNA replication; mitotic DNA damage checkpoint signaling
Cellular component (GO): spliceosomal complex; nucleus
Molecular function (GO): nucleic acid binding; zinc ion binding
Source: RefSeq, a predicted model, not a curated record